CAUGCUCAGCUAUAUCUUAAUUUAUUGAUUAUUUUGAGCGCAAUAUGUACAUGUACAUACGCACCACUCGCCAGUAAAAAUAAAAGUAAACGUAAAGCAAUAGUUCCAAUACAAUUACUGUCUGUGUAUUAAAAUAUAUGCCACAAAAUGCCACAAAAGCUAAAACCCAGCAAGCAAGCAAGCAUUACUGACUAUGGAGAGAUACCAACUAUCAUUGUUGAUCAUGUUGAUAGCCCCAUUCUGAGCACUAUUCUAUGGCCUUUGAAGAGGGGCGAUAUUGAACUAUGCGAUCCCAGCGGCAGCAUGAGCAACGAGAUGGAAGACAAUGGCAAGCAGGUGGUGGUGGGCGUCUGCGCUAUGGCGAAGAAAUCCCAGAGCAAGCCGAUGAAAGAGAUCCUCACGCGGCUGCAGGAGUUUGAAUACAUCAAAGUGAACGUCUUCCCGGAGGAAGUAAUUUUAGAAAAGCCAGUGGAGGAAUGGCCCGUCUGCGACUGCCUCAUCUCAUUCCACUCUAAGGGUUUUCCGCUCGACAAGGCUAUUCAAUAUGCGCAUCUGCACCAUCCGUAUGUUAUCAAUAACUUGCACAUGCAAUACGACAUACAGGACAGACGCAAAGUUUACUCCAUUCUGCAGUCCGAGGGUAUUGAGAUUCCUCGAUACGCGGUUUUGGAUCGAGACAGUGCUGAUCCUAAAAAUCAUGAACUAGUCGAGUCCGAAGACCACGUUGAAGUUAACGGGAUUACAUUCAACAAGCCAUUCGUAGAAAAACCAGUCUCAGCUGAAGAUCAUAACAUUUACAUCUAUUAUCCAACUUCAGCUGGUGGUGGCAGUCAACGUCUAUUUAGGAAAAUUGGCAGUAGAAGUAGUGUGUACUCACCGGAGUCGCGCGUCCGUAAGACGGGCAGUUUCAUCUACGAGGACUUCAUGCCGACGGAUGGUACAGAUGUAAAGGUAAUGUACAAGGUGUACACCGUGGGUCCGGAUUAUGCACAUGCAGAAGCCCGGAAGUCACCUGCGUUGGAUGGGAAAGUGGAGCGUGAUCGUGAUGGGAAGGAGAUUCGCUAUCCUGUGAUACUUAGUAAUGCGGAGAAGCUUAUUUCAAGGAAAGUGUGUCUUGCUUUUAAGCAGGCUGUUUGUGGCUUUGAUUUACUGAGGGCAAAUGGUAAAUCAUUUGUAUGUGAUGUAAAUGGCUUCAGUUUUGUAAAGAAUUCCAACAAAUACUAUGAUGAUUGUGCCAAAAUAUUAGGGAAUAUGAUUUUACGCGAACUUGCGCCGACUUUGCAUAUACCUUGGUCGGUGCCGUUUCAGUUAGAUGAUCCCCCAAUAGUCCCUACAACAUUCGGAAAAAUGAUGGAAUUACGAUGCGUUGUAGGUGUAAUUAGACACGGGGAUCGUACUCCCAAACAAAAAAUGAAAGUAGAAGUUAGACAUCCAAAAUUCUUCGAAAUUUUUGAAAAAUACGACGGUUAUAAACAUGGCCAUGUAAAACUAAAACGGCCAAAGCAAUUACAGGAAAUUCUAGAUAUAGCAAGAUCUCUUUUAGCUGAAAUUCAACAACAUGAGGCAGAUCCAGAAAUUGAAGAAAAACAAGGAAAAUUAGAACAGCUGAAAAGCGUUUUAGAAAUGUACGGCCACUUUUCAGGGAUAAAUCGAAAAGUCCAGAUGAAAUACCAACCGAAAGGCCGCCCCCGCGGUUCGAGUUCGGAUGACGGUAAACCCAACCUUAUAGAUCGACCAGUAGAGCCGUCAUUAGUGCUGAUAUUAAAGUGGGGCGGCGAACUGACUCCCGCCGGCCGCAUUCAGGCCGAAGAGCUGGGGCGCAUCUUUCGUUGCAUGUAUCCCGGAGGACAAGGUAGACAUCUUGCUGGUGAAUACGCAGGCGCGCAAGGAUUAGGUUUAUUGCGCCUGCAUUCAACCUUCAGGCAUGAUUUAAAAAUUUACGCUUCUGAUGAAGGAAGAGUACAAAUGACGGCGGCGGCAUUCGCUAAGGGUUUGCUAGCGCUUGAGGGCGAACUUACGCCAAUUUUAGUUCAGAUGGUUAAGAGUGCCAAUACUAAUGGACUUCUAGAUAACGACUGUGAUAGCAGCAAAUAUCAAAAUAUGUGUAAGGCAAGACUGCAUGAACUGAUGCAACUAGAUCGGGAGUUUACACCCGAGGAUAGAGAGAAAAUUAAUCCUGGAAAUUCUGUUAGCAUAUCAGAUGCUUUGGAAUUUGUAAAAAAUCCAGUCCAAUGUUGCCGCAAUGUGCACGAAUUGAUCAAAACUUUAAUGGAAAUUGUUAAACAGAAGAAAGACGAUCCUAAAACAAGGGACGCCGUUUUAUAUCAUGGUGAAACUUGGGAACUGAUGGGUCGUCGUUGGGGCAAAAUUGAAAAAGAUUUCUAUACAAAAAACAAAAAUUUUGAUAUUAGUAAAAUUCCCGAUAUCUAUGACUGUAUAAAAUACGAUCUACAGCAUAAUCAACACACAUUACAAUUCGAACAAGCAGAAGAGUUGUAUAUCCAUGCAAAAUACCUUGCCGAUAUUGUCAUUCCCCAGGAGUAUGGUCUCACCUCUCAGGAAAAACUCACAAUUGGUCAAGGCAUUUGCACUCCUUUGUUAAAGAAAAUUCGUGCAGAUCUACAGCGUAACAUUGAAGAGAGUGGUGAUGAAACUGUCAAUCGUUUGAAUCCUCGGUAUUCUCACGGUGUGUCGAGUCCAGGACGACAUGUUCGCACAAGAUUAUAUUUCACGAGUGAAAGUCAUAUUCAUUCUUUGAUCACAGUCCUACGCCACGGACAACUAUUAGAUAUACGGAUCGAUGAGCAAUGGCGUCGAGCAAUGGAGUACGUGUCCAUGGUGUCUGAGCUCAACUACAUGUCGCAGAUUGUGAUUAUGUUGUACGAGGAUCCUACAAAGGAUCCUUCAAGUGAGGAUCGUUUCCAUGUUGAGUUGCACUUUAGCCCAGGAGUUAAUUGCUGCGUACAGAAGAAUCUGCCACCAGGACCUGGCUUCCGUCCACAUUCUAGAAAUGAGAGUGUUGCGAGUAAAAAUGCUAGUAAUAAUACGUCUGCUACCGCAACACCGGAAGAACCCAAGGAUGGCUUCUCGCAGAAAAUCGAAGAAGAAGGUUGUAUUUCGAGUGAUGACAACAUUGAUGCCCCGAAGGAAAGUGACUUAUCACCAUCUUUGGAUUUAGCGUCACCCGGCAAUGCCGAUUACUACUAUCGACAUCCGACGAGUGAACCCAUUCCAAUAGGAAGUUCACAUACCGUUUGUGGCCAUGAAGCUAUGCACCUUGCCAAGAGACUGAACGAAGAACUAGCGCAACAGUCAAAGACGCAGGGGACAACAGGAGGCCGUACUUUUGCGGCACGCGCAAGGAGUCCUGAUACUGAGCCCAGAUCAAAGAGCUAUGACAGUAAACAACCUGCUGAACAGCAAAAAGACCCUGUUUCCACGCGCGUAUCCAAGGUGCCAGUGAAAUUACUCGCGAAUAGCGACUUCACGCAAACGGUGCAUAAUUUUACGUUUACGCCUAUAUCCCCUGCGGCUAAAUUAUUAUCACAACAUCCUCAACUUAGCCCAAUCUCGGGGUCAUUUGACUAUGAGGGACACAGCGAACUUAAUUCACCGGUUACUGUAUCAAAGACAACGCGCGCGAAAUCUCCUACAAAUGAAUGCCCUCUAUCAGAUUUAAAAUUCUCGAUGGAUUCUUCCAAACGAGCUAGUGUGGAAAGUGCAACUAAUGAGUUGCCUUUAACUGAACUCAACUUAGCACUCUUCACUUCAAAGCAUGAUACUCCUCCGAAUAGUUUAGAAUCAAUGAAACAGUAUGUAGACGAACAAGCUGAUUGGGUAAAUUCUCAAGAGGGUUUCUCGGAUGAAACUCAGAAAAAGAAGCGCAAGCUUGCGACCACACGCGCUCCCAAUUUUUCCGCGCAUCGAUCCUACUCGGAUCCUAAUAUCCUCGACUCGCACAAAGUCGAGACCAACCGAUUACUCUUGAGACGUCUGAACGAGGCCCUGCUAAAGGACUCGAACGGCGUCGGCGGUUGCAUGGACAAAUCGAGCCUGUCCCCAGACGACGUAAAUAUCUACCCGUUCAGCUUUUAUCCAUACAGUCACACCCAUUCGGACCCUAUCUGCCACCUGACGUCUCACCAGCUUUGCUCAUGUUUCCGUCGCGCCACCACGAACUUGCUUUCCUUCUUCUCGUCACACCCAACCACCAUGCGUUCAAUGUCACAACCCGAUUCCAAUUGUUCCACUCUAGAGGCCGGAAGUACGGUGCAAAGACGCCAUCGCCACAGUAUCGCCGGACAGAUGAGCUAUUUCAAGAUGCUAGGCUUCGGUUUCGGCGGGCCGAUCGCAUUCAAAAAGUUGACGGGUGGCAGCACAAACUCGCUCUUCUCGACCGCGGUUAUCUCGGGUAGCUCAAGCGCACCCAACCUGCGAGAUAUGAUUCCAAGCUCCUCAAGUGUCGCAGUUAUAGAAGGUUUCGGUGGAGUACCACCAAUUCGUCCACUAGAAACGCUACACAAUGCAUUGUCCUUAAAACAAUUGGACACGUUUCUGGAUCAUAUGACGUCCGCACCACUCUUCCGAACGCCGUCUUCAACACCACCUAAGUAUCCUAGCACACCAUUGCCCACCCCUACUGCAGUGGUACAUACUAUCAGCAGCAGUGGUAAUCCGCCCCUGCGACUUCAAUCACCCGGAAGCAGUAUUGGAUGGAGCGGACCUCCGAGUUUGAUGUCAAGUAGCGGGCCAUCAUCACCCGGUUUAUCAGACACCUACUCCAACUCGAAGGAUAACAGCGAAAUGUCCUCAAGCAUCAUCAGCGGAGAUGGAUUACUGGAGACCGCGCACAUAUUUACGUCCACGGCGUGCCAAAAUGUCGGCAUUGGCGGCAUGCUGUUGCACUCCGGUGAUCAGGACGCCGGGCCCGGCUCCAUGGAAUUCUCAGAGUUUUACGCGAGCAUUCAACAAUCGAUGAAUCAAGGCGACAGUGGUGAAGUCACACCAGUUUCCUGCGGAUCUGAAAUCGAGUUCAACACCAACGACGCUACAGCGGGAUCCACCGCAGAUUGUGAUCUCACAGUGACUGAAGACACCGAUUCGAUGCUUUUUGAAGAAUUGGAGGGUGAAAAAGUAGACGAUCAAGUGGAGAGGUGUGUGAAUGCCGUACAGGAGAAAUGCGUAUCAAGAAGAAACAAGUAUCAACAUGUUGAGAGUAUUCAUUGGACCCAACCAGAAUCUACUGAUGAUAAUAAGUCUCAUGAAGCUACUGCACCAGAAAAGUUGCCACCCCCAAUUAUAAAAACUACGGCGCCAAUUAACGAUAAGCUGAAAUAUUUACAAAUCGGCGAACAGACAAGGAGGUCCAGUGAUGUGCCUACCACCAGUAUAGAGAAUUUAAAGAAAUCUGGACGCAGUCAGUCGCUGGUGGAAGGCAACAGUAAACCAAACAGAUUUACGACGACCGUUGUCAAAGAGGAUGAGCAUACUGCAUCACUGAGUGAUUCUAGUAAAUUUAAUGUGUAGAAUAAUUUAAAUGAAUUUUACUGUUUAUAUGUUAUACCAAUUGUCAAAUUAUAGAUAUGUUAUUAAUUGUAUCAUCAAGGGAGGAACGAAUGUGGAACGAAUUAUACAUGUAUUUUUGAUAAUAGAACAAUAAAAUGUUAAAAGUA
Messenger RNA from Dalotia coriaria, 5672 nucleotides. Its product is annotated as inositol hexakisphosphate and diphosphoinositol-pentakisphosphate kinase. Lineage: Eukaryota; Metazoa; Arthropoda; Insecta; Coleoptera; Staphylinidae. Gene Ontology annotation, molecular function: inositol hexakisphosphate kinase activity; diphosphoinositol pentakisphosphate kinase activity; 5-diphosphoinositol pentakisphosphate 1-kinase activity. Gene Ontology annotation, cellular component: cytosol. Gene Ontology annotation, biological process: inositol phosphate biosynthetic process; inositol metabolic process. The record is from RefSeq and is a predicted model, not a curated record. The transcript is spliced from 19 exons. The coding region runs from base 148 to 5526 and encodes 1792 amino acids.